AUGUGGAAAUAUGUUUCCCGUCGUAUACGCGAUGUGUACGACAAGACUGCCCAUGUACUAGAGGUACCGCGCACCUGGAACUGUGGUGCGAGUGAACGGUUCGCCGGAGAAUCAGCACCGGAUGAUGGACGCUGUGGCCGUAAGCAGCAUGAAGCGAACGGUAGACGCUACUGCUUGCUACAUGUUGCCCGCCCGAAUCAGCUUGGUGAGCGGAAGAAUCAGCAGUACGGUACCGGUUCGAACCAGUCGGAUCAAGAAGGCGCCAGGCGGAAGGAAUACCACCAAACACCGAUUGAACACUCGUGGCUGGGUGCAAUAACAUGGACCAGUGCCAUUAUCUGUGGAUGGUACACCACCCAGCUGCUCUGCCUUCAUCGUCGCACAGGGCGAUAUAAUCAUCCAGCUUUUGGCAAGGGCAUAACUUCCCAGUUGCUGUUUGCUGCCUCGGAGCAUCGUAGACUUUCGGCCCGCCAUUGUGAGCUGAUAGCGCAGCACUUUGGCUUAAGAUCUGCUGCUAGACUUGCGGCUCCGUUUCCGAAAUCUUCCAUCACCGAUCAAGAUUGGUCAGUUGGGAAGGAGCAGCAAAGAAGCUCCCUAGUGCAAACGUUCGCACCGUUCAUCCCUUAUGAUGGGCACGAUUUUGUGGAUUACACCGACAGAAAUCGUUCCGAGCUGCAGCGUUUCGUUUUUCAAAUUAACAACGAAACGAAACCUACUGCCAAUGUUCCGAGCAGAGAUGAGUUCGUUUCGCUGAACACCAAUGUUCCCGUCUCGAAAGUACAAUCGCAGGACAAUGCACCAGCGGAAACCAUCGAUGGUGCGUUUAAGAACUUACUCUCCGUCCUGGGUGAGAUCGAGUAUCAGCUGGGGUGUCGUAAUCUGGAGCUGGGGGAAUUUGAUUCUGCCGUUUCCCAUCUGAAGUUGGGCACCAGCCAUCAUCAUGCUGGUGCUGCUUUUAACCUUGGUAUUUGCUAUGAGCAAGGUUACGGUAUGCCGAAAGAUAUGCGUAUGGCCUUUGAAUGCUAUCAACAAGCGGCCGAGCAGGGUCACCCGCAAGCAAUGUAUAACGUGGGAGUUUUUCAUGCCCGCGGCUACGCCGGAUUGCAUCCAAGUCGUUCGAUGGCGAAAAAGUAUUUCCUUGCAGCCGCUGAGCUUGGGCUGGAAGAAGCCAUCGCUACCCUUGGGCCAAAAUACCAACAUAGCCGGAAGCAAUCGCUAGUGGACAAUGAAGUACAUAACGGAGGACACAUGCAGCCGUCGUUCCACUUUGCACUAGAGAACGUUGAUCAGUUCCAUGGUGCUAAAACCCACAACGCGCAACCAACUGUACAGCUGCAUCUUGUAGAACAUAGAUUAUAG
Anopheles marshallii is the source of this 1359-nucleotide messenger RNA. RefSeq lists its product as uncharacterized. The transcript is spliced from 3 exons. NCBI's taxonomy places the organism in Eukaryota, Metazoa, Arthropoda, Insecta, Diptera, Culicidae. The record is from RefSeq and is a predicted model, not a curated record. Gene Ontology annotation, molecular function: protein binding. The coding region runs from base 1 to 1359 and encodes 452 amino acids.